Messenger RNA from Cetraspora pellucida, 579 nucleotides. NCBI's taxonomy places the organism in Eukaryota, Fungi, Glomeromycota, Glomeromycetes, Diversisporales, Gigasporaceae. The record is from the annotation of a GenBank genome assembly.
AUGCUUCCUGAGAAUUUACAAAUAACAGUAUUCCCUACAAAAUCACUAAUCAAAUAUCAAGAAUCCAUUAUUCAUCAAAUAGAGACGAUGGAACGUAAAACGUUUCCUAAAAAUGAGAUUAUGACAAUUAAAGAAGAAAUUGCAAAAAAAACCAAUACAUUGCUAAUUGCAUAUUAUGUAUCUACAGAAAAUGAAAAGCAGAAUUUCGAAAAUAAAUCUAAUAAAGAAAAAAAAAAAGAAAUAUCUGAAGCUAAGAAUGAUCUUUCCAAAAAACAUAAAGUUAUAAAAAUCUUGGGAUAUCUCAUAUAUUCGCAUAUUUCAUUAUCUAUUUCACCGGUAACAAGAAUACUAAAAUUGUGCAUACAUCCAUUAUCGAGAAGGAAUGGGUUGGGAAGAAUGUUGUUGGAAUGCACAAUUAAAAAAACGAGUGUACCUCAAAAAUGUAGAGCAGAAUUAUAUGUAGAUACUGAAAGGUUGAACGCUAUUAAACUAUAUCAAAAGGUAGGGUUUAAAAUCAAAAAUAAAGUAAAAGACUAUUACGAAACCGGAAGAGACGCAUGGCUUAUGGAACUAUCAUAA